AUGGCUCUCUUCACUUUGGCCACCGUCGCUGCAGCUGUCGCUUUCCCUGGCAUCGCUACUGCGAGCAAGACUCCUGCUGGGGUUAUCUCCGUCCCGUUAUCUCGCGAUGAGGGUCUGACGGCGUAUUAUGCCAAGCUACAGGUCGGCACACCGCCACAGACAGAGUACCUCAAGAUCGACACGGGUAGCCCGCGAUAUUCCUUUCUAGACCCUCGUAAUGAGGUCUGCAAAAAGAAGGGAAACAAUUGCAAGACCUUUGGCACGUUUAACAACAAGACUUCCAAGACAUCCCACUAUGCAGGUACUGGCUUCGCCGACGCCCUAGGCUACGUCGGUCAGGGCGAUUAUCUGGAGGACACUAUUAUCAUCGGCGGCGUUUCAACCAAGAACCUGUACUUUGGCAUGACAUCCGACUAUAGUUUCUCCGACAAGCUGAGCGGUAAUAUUAGCACAAUUCUUGGUCUAUCGUUGGAGUGCUCAUUUGCUGGCCCCAAGUGCAUUGACAGGUUCUCCUCGUACUUCCUACCGGAGCUGAAGAACGCAUCCAAGAUCAACUACCUCGCGACGAGCAUCUACCUUGGGCCCGAUGAUAAGAAAGCUGCCAAUGCCAGGAUGCUCCUUGGUGGUGCUUACGACAAGGCCAAGAUUGACGGUGAUCUCAUCACCGUGCCCAUGGUCGACCCCUUCAAUAUGGAGCUCAGCGAUGGUCAGACGAACUCGGUUAACGUCACCUCUGUCGAAGUCUUCCUCACCAAGGGCAACAACCGCACAAAGGAAACAUACGGAAAGAAGAACGUCGGUGUUCCGGUGCUGAUCGACAGUGGCACUGCGAGCUGGUACCUCACGGACAAGACCAUGCCUCCCGUCCUCCGCGCUUUUAAUGCCAAGGUACAGCCUUUUGGCCAACAAUACUUCGUGGUCGACUGCAAGUACGCCGACACCAAGCGCAACGACGGGUACAUCGCUGUCGAGUUUGGCGUUCACGGCACAAUCAAGGUGCCGCUCUACGGCAUCGUGUCAAAGUUCCCUGAUGGCACCUGUGGAGUGUUCGCCGCUUCUCGUGGGUACCCCGUGUCUCUCUUUGGUGACCCUUUCAUGCGCAAUGUGUACAGCAUCUUUGACCAGGAGAAGUUCUUCUUCUCGAUGGGUAAGGUGAAGCAUACUGCUGAGGAGAAUAUUGUGCCUUUCCCUAAAGGAGGCUUUAAGCCAACUCAUUCCUGA
This is a messenger RNA of Fusarium subglutinans, 1221 nucleotides long. RefSeq lists its product as uncharacterized. NCBI's taxonomy places the organism in Eukaryota, Fungi, Ascomycota, Sordariomycetes, Hypocreales, Nectriaceae. Gene Ontology annotation, molecular function: aspartic-type endopeptidase activity. The transcript is spliced from 3 exons. Bases 1 to 1221 code for a protein of 406 amino acids. The record is from RefSeq and is a predicted model, not a curated record. Gene Ontology annotation, biological process: proteolysis.